AUUACAAAAUCAAAGAGGCAAUAACUACAUCAGACCGGUAUAAAACAUCUCGUUUGACAGAUUGCAAUAUCAAUGUACACACUAACCAGAAACUGCAUAAUGUAUAUCUUAAUAUGCAUUGUUCUUUGCAUGACGACUCAUGUUGCGGCUCGAUCGGCCCUACUUCAGUUGUGUGAUUCGCCGGUAGAUAUCGUGUUUGUACUGGAUACGUCAGCCAGCAUAGGAACAAGAAAUUUUGCCAAACAAAUCAAUUUUAUACAUGAUGUUGUUGAUAUGUUAAACAUCGGACCCGGAUCAAGACAGAGUCGAGUAGCUGCUGUUUCGUUUAGUAGCAAUGUGGUGUCCGAGUUCGGCUUCAAUGGUUAUCAGAAUAAAGCGGAUGUCCUAAAUGCUAUACACAAUGUUAAGUAUGAAUCUGGAUCCUCGACUAGAACCUACCUGGGCUUAGAAUAUGUCCACAAAACAGUUUUUGCUGUAGGUAAUGGUGAAAGGCCUGGUAUAGUAAAUGUUGUUGUAGUACUCACUGACGGGAACACAAAUCCUGGCCAUUCUCCAAUAACUGGUAUGGAAGGGAAACAGCUAACCCAAACUGAAGCGUCUUAUAUAAAAAGUCUUCCAGCGAACGUUUUUGCCAUAGGAGUUGGAAGUGGUGUGGAUAAAACUGAGAUAGAUGGGAUAGCAUCUAAACCUUCGGAAACUUUCAGUCUUUUCGUUGAUUCAUAUGACAGCCUUGACACAUCAGUUAUCAAAAACACAGUUUUAACAAGGGUUUGUGAAGUUGUACCUGUACCAGCUCCUUCACAGCCUCAACCAGCUCCAACACAACCUACACCACCUCCUACACAGCCCCCACAGAGGGAAGACCCAGCAUGCUACAAGAAAAAAGCUGAUGUAUUUUUCGUUGUUGAUACAUCAUCCAGUCUGAACGUAUUCGAAAAUGUUAAAAAGGAACUUAAUUUUGUGGGAGAUGUAAUUGAUGCUUUCGAAGUGGGGUCUGACAAGGUAAGGGUAGGAAUGAUGACUUUUAGCAAUAACCCGCAAAUGUUAUUCCAAUUAGACGAUUUCAAAACAAAAGAGGAAAUCGCUAAGGUUCUAAUGGAGAUGAAUGCUGACGAAUGGAAGGGAGGUAAUACGUACAUUGAUGAAGCUCUUAGACUUUUAAUGAAGGAAGGACUAUCAACGUCACAUGGCAGUCGUAAUGGUGUUCCCCAGAUAGCCGUUAUCAUCACUGACGGAGGAGCGACAGAUCGAAGGAAAUUUGAAAAAGCGGUCAAUGAGUUACGACAAACUAAUUACAUAGUAUUUGCCAUAGGUGUUGGACCUGACCGUAAACCUGUUGAGUUGAAGAAAAUUGCGUCCGACUCGUCACAUGUAUUUGAAGUAGAAAAUGUACAAAGUCUGCAAGCAAUUAGACAGGAAUUGGUAGUCAAAUUGUGCGAACAAGGUGACCAGCCAGCUCCACCCGUAGUGCCAUGUGAAGGCGCACAGGCAGACGUCAUCUUUGUUGCAGAUAGUUCUAGAAGUAUUGGAUAUGUAGCAUUUAACGAACUGAAAAGGUUUGCUGUUGAUGUGGUGAAGAGGUUCACUGUCAGUCCAAGUGAUAUACAAGUGGGUCUCAUUAAAUUUGGCAACGACACCAACUUUGAAUUUACAUUAGGUUCGUACAGAGACCAGAACGAAGUACUCAAGGCUAUAUCUCACGUUAAGUACUUACAGGGAAUGCAGUUAACGUACACAAAUAAAGCUUUGAACCUACUGACUCGACAAGGUUUCUCUAACGAGAAUGGCGGACGUGGUGGACAGAUUCCUAAAAUUGCCAUUUUGAUAACAGAUGGCGAACCAACAGACAUUGAAGCUACACGCAUAGCAGCAGAGAAAGGAAGGCAAGAAGGGAUCAUUAUAUUUGCAAUAGGCGUUGGGCAGUACAUUGAUCAGACUGGAUUAGACAUCAUGGCUUCCUCUCCGACUGAAACUCAUUCUUUCGCAGUUGACAACUAUGCAGCUUUAUCAUCUAUCGAAGAAUCCUUAGCAGAAAAGACGUGCACAGCUGCAAAGAAAACAAAACAGGGAUGAAUAUGGAAUUGAUGAAAUGACAUAGACAUUAUCAUAACCAAGUAAGCAGUGUACCUCAAAUGAAUGUGAAUUAAAAACAGUAAAUGUAUUUUUCCCUUUAUUGUUACACAAAAUUGUUCAUUAAAGCAUGCAGCAUUGA
Messenger RNA from Mytilus trossulus (common blue mussel), 2212 nucleotides. RefSeq names its product cartilage matrix protein-like. NCBI's taxonomy places the organism in Eukaryota, Metazoa, Mollusca, Bivalvia, Mytilida, Mytilidae. The transcript has 11 exons. Bases 73 to 2073 code for a protein of 666 amino acids. The record is from RefSeq and is a predicted model, not a curated record.